AUGGCGCUACGUGUUGAAUGUUCAAAUGCCGAGACCACUGCUCCGCACAACGUUGCAUCAAUUGAGGACAAAUCCAAGAUCACAAAAGAGUCAGUGAGGCACAUGGAAACAUCAGAAGAGAUUCAUGAGCCAGAAGCAGCGCAACAUGGCUCGUCGAGCAUCCGGGAAUCGCACAGCCGCUCUACUAUAGAGCCAGAAGCAGCACAAGAUGGCUCGUCGAGCAGCCGAGAAUCGCACAGCCCCUCUACUACAGAGCCAGAAUAUACGACGAGUGAUUGCGGCGACGUUGGAGACUUCUAUAAGCCUCUUCUUGAUGUCAUAAACCUAGAAGCGCUAUGCCUUGCGAGUAUUCGUGCUCGUUUCCGCCUUGAUACUGUAUCGCUGGCUGGCUCAGCCAUGUUGACAUGCCAGAUCGCGGAUAUUCCGAUGAUGGGGGCCAGUCAUGCCGUUUGGAUGAUCGAGUUUUCGGAUGGUGUCAAGUGGAUCGCCCGCGUUCCAGGUCAUUCAUACCGCUCAUUUGGCGACGAUGAGAAGCAAGACAUGAUGGGAAGGAUCAAAGUAACCAAAUUCAUCCGCAAGAACACUAGCAUCCCGAUGCCCGAUAUUUUCGCAUGGCAGCUAGACAAGGGGAACCCUGUGCGAGUACCGUACACUCUGGAAGAGUUCAUCGAAGGUCGCCUGCUGUCAGAGCUUUGGACAGAUGAGUCUUGGACGACAGAAGAAAAGCGACUGAGAGUUCUGACACAGCUGGCGCGCGCGAUGUCUGGUCUGACCGCAUUCACGUUUGAUCAAAUUGGCACAUUGACUAUGCAAGAUAACGGCCGCCCUGGCGAAAUCAAAAAAAUGCUCUGCCGAGAUAACGAUAAUCUGGACGACAAUGAGAUUUGGGGCGAAGAGUUGUACACUAUGGGGCCGUAUUCAGCGAUGAGUGAUUAUUUGCGUGAAUGCCACGAAGAUCCCAAGCCAGUCGAGACCGAAGAAGCGAAGUGGACAUGGGCACUUCACCAAUUGGAACGUUUGGCGAUCGAUUCAAUCCCUGACUCGAUCGAUAAAGCUGGCUUCGCUCUGGGGCACGGGGACUACAACUCGCAUAACAUACUUGUCAACGAUGACGGUGAUGUGACAGGUAUCAUUGACUGGAACGCUUCUGUAAUGCCCCGUGCUUUUGGAUGCGCUAGAUACCCAAUUUGGCUUACGCCUGAUUGGGAUCCAGUCAAGUAUGGCUGGGAAUUGGAGGACGUCCGGGAAUUCGACUCGCCAUCCCAAUUACUCAAAUACCGGCAAAUUUAUGCGAAAGCUUUUGCAGAAGCCGUCACUGAACUCAAUCUACCGGGAGACAGUCAUUAUGCAACUGAUGAUACGAAAUUAUCACCAUUGAUUGAAGCAAUUUGGUAUGCGCGAGAUCAGGACGGUGUCGAAGGCCCAUGGAUCAUCUUACGGCUCUUACAUUGGGCAUUUGAUGGCAAACCUCCUUGCACGAUGAAAGAGUAUUUUGAUGCCUGGCAAGUUGGUCAAGCAGGGGAAUUGACGGCGCUGAUUCGGGAUGCUUUCAAUAAGAUGUGGCACGCUGAGCCGGAAGAUCCUGCUGAGUAUCAAGUGACAUACAAGCAAUUUCUUGAUGCUAUGCGACCUCAGGACUGA
Molecule: messenger RNA, 1641 nt
Organism: Bacidia gigantensis
Lineage: Eukaryota; Fungi; Ascomycota; Lecanoromycetes; Lecanorales; Ramalinaceae
Exons: 1
Coding region: 1-1641 (546 amino acids)
Source: RefSeq, a predicted model, not a curated record